Labrus mixtus (cuckoo wrasse) is the source of this 4068-nucleotide messenger RNA. It is a transcript of the gene reep3b, whose product is annotated as receptor accessory protein 3b. The transcript is spliced from 8 exons. Lineage: Eukaryota; Metazoa; Chordata; Actinopteri; Labriformes; Labridae. Gene Ontology annotation, molecular function: microtubule binding. Gene Ontology annotation, cellular component: endoplasmic reticulum tubular network; endoplasmic reticulum membrane; cytoplasmic microtubule. The coding region runs from base 320 to 1111 and encodes 263 amino acids. Gene Ontology annotation, biological process: endoplasmic reticulum tubular network organization. The record is from RefSeq and is a predicted model, not a curated record.
CUGUCCGAGCAGCGUUCAGGUGCCAGGGGGGAACUGCUGGGUGAAGUAGAGACGGGAAGAGGAAACAACCUGAAGGGAAUAUAAGAGACUGCUACUAAACAUCAGUCAUAAGCGUGGACGGUGGUGCUUAUUAAGACGGAUUGAAAGCUUUUCAGACAUGUUCCGCUGAUGUAAAGAGAGAUAAUUAGGUGGCCCUGGAUUUGCUCGUCGAAGUUUUGGCUUGAAGAAGUUCACGACGGCUCGGCUAACCACUAGCGUUAACACCGCCGGGACUAUCGUCUACCACUGACACGGACCUGCACAACAAAGAGAGACAAACAUGGUGUCCUGGCUAAUCUCAAGAAGCGUUGUGCUGGUGUUCGGGACUCUGUAUCCUGCAUACAACUCUUACAAAGCUGUCAAGACCAAAAACGUCAAGGAAUAUGUGCGAUGGAUGAUGUACUGGAUUGUGUUUGCACUUUACACUGUACUGGAGACCAUCACUGAUCUAACACUGGCAUGGUUUCCUCUGUACUAUGAGCUAAAGAUAGCCGUGGUGAUCUGGCUGCUGUCCCCCUACACACGAGGAGCGAGUCUCAUUUACAGAAAGUGUCUGCACCCUCUGCUCUCGUCCAGAGAGAGGGAAAUAGACGAGUACAUCGUGCAGGCGAGAGAAAGAAGCUAUGAGACCAUGGUCAACUUUGGAAAACAGGGUCUGAGCAUCGCAGCCACUGCUGCUGUCACUGCAGCUGUCAAGGGUCAGGGCGCCAUCACAGAGAAGCUGCGCAGCUUGAGCAUGCACGACCUCACCCAGAUAGGCCAGCAGGACCUCAGAGGAGGAAACCAGCUCUACGAGUACAGCUCGCACUCUGCCAACCCCGCCGCCAUGAGGAGAACUCAGAGCAGUGACGCCGCAGACGAAGCUGAGUACUUUUACGACCAAGAGGAGAGGACGGAUGAAGACGCUGAGGCAAUCUUCUCUGAAGACGAGGCUGUCACUCAGAAAGGACUGAGACGAUCACAGAGUGUAAAGAUCACACGGUCCAGAGUCCGCAAAGAUGCUCGUUAUGGAUCCCUGAAGAUUAAAGGCAAGAAGAGACCAGCCCUGAGCUCCGUGAAUUACGGACUGUGAAGAGACUUCUGCUGACACACAAUUACACAUAACAGACACACAGCAGAGCAGUCUGCUGAUUGGUAGAUGGUAUUGUCAUCUUAUGUUCAAACCGUUCUCUGUCUUUUAAUUUCUGCUGAACUCUUAUCCCUUUGGUGACGAGUUUUCUUCUUGUCACGUAUUUAUUACCGACGUCAUCCAGAAACGAUGACCAUCAGAGAAACCAGCGACUCUGUAGGAACUGUUCUCUCUCAGAAACCAGCGACUCUGUAGGAACUGUUCUCUCUCAGAAACCAGCGACUCUGUAGGAACUGUUCUCUCUCAGAAACCAGCGACUCUGUAGGAACUGUUCUCUCUCAGAAACCAGCGACUCUGUUGGAACCGUUCUCUCUCAGAAACCAGCGACUCUUCACAGCUGUUUUCACACAUGUUAAAAUGCUAAAUGUUUCUGGAAGAUUUCAGGACAGGCUGCCUUUAAAAUGUUCCAGCCUUUGCAUCUCACAGCUGGAGACCUUCACUGUUGGACAGGAGGUGGGGGUUGUUAAAAGCCAAAGAGCCCAUCGUAUGACGACAGUUUUGGCCCUAUAUGUCAAUGCAACGUGUAAUUAGCGAAUCACAUUAUUAUAAGAAGCAGCUUCAUUACGGGCCACAGAUCAUGCCGGUUGCCCACCAGUCACAUGCUGUAUAAAUGCCGUCAUCAAAACCCACUGAAUCGACUUAAAUUUCACAGAAUAUUAACCUGCUGCAUUGUCACAUCGGCUCGCCCUUGGAAGUUUUGGGAAAUUUUCAGGAGUUUUGUGCAUGUGUGAAAACACCUAUUAACUCUCGAGGGACCCAUAGGCUCUAAGAGAACACUUGACACAGAGAUGUUUUUCUUUUAGUUUUACAGAAUACCUUCUGGAUGGACCCUGUUUAAUCUGUAUUUCAUUGUAGAUUAUUUGUAGUUUUUGUAGUUAUACAUGUGUAGUCUUUAAGUUUUUAGAUCCAUCUGUCUACUAAGGUUAUUUUGCUUUAUUUCUUACAAGGUGUGGGAACCACUUUCUAAUAAGGUAUUCUUUAUAAAAUUCAUAAAUUCAAUACAUAAGAAAUAGUUGAAUCAUUUACAAAUCCUUUGGAGGACUGCUAGUAGCCGUAAUGAAUUUUUAAAUGUAAUUAAAAAGUUUUUGAAAAAAACAAAAUAAACAAAGGCUUAUCCACAAAAGGAAGCCAAUGGGAAACUGCAGUUCCUCAAGUGUCCACUUGAGGCUGGCUCCAAUAAAUAAGGAAGUCCCCUUGGCACUCAUAUUAAAAUGCCCUUUUUUACAGCAGAAAUAAACAUGUUUACAGCCUGGUACUAAAACAGUUUUAGGCUGAUCAGUCUUAACAAUCUUAAAAAGCUGCUCCAGAACUGGUGAACAACAAACUUAUUAUUUUUAAGAUAAUUAGAAGUCCCCCUUUGUUUUUUAAUAUUAGAGUUUGAGUAAUAUCAAAUUACUCACUUUCGAGUGUAAUCGUCUGCCGCUUCCAGCUCCUUUAGAUUGGCACGCAGUGAGUCGGGAUACGUUGGGUCCCAAAGGUUGCUCUGGAUAGGGAUCCUUCGUUGGCUGGGAAGAAACACAGUCUUCAAUGCCCCUCUAUGAGAAAUCAAUCUUCUAAAGCGCCCUACGAAGGAUGCAGCCCCUGAAACUGAACCUAGCUAAUGUUCCAGACUUGUCUUCUAUCUUCCAGCUCAUUGUUGUUUUAAUGUUUCACCUCCUUCUUGAUGUGUCUUUAAACUCCACUGCACACCACCUGCUCAGAAACAAACAGCAUGAAGUUGGCGACUAGCUGCAAGUGUAAUAUUAGAUAUUGUUUCAGCAUGUAUAUAACAUCAUUUUACAUGUAAAUCUUCAAAUAACAUCAAAAGCCUUUUAAGGUGAUGCUCUAUAAAGAACACCUUAUUAACUCGUGGAACCAGUUUUGUGUCUGUUGCCUUUCAGGUAUUUUAAAAAAUGAUCCUCUUCACUCUACUAAUAGAGGUGAUUCUAACGCUGAGCGGCACAUCUUGGUUAAGACACUAUGCAACAUUCCCUGUUACAGAAGUGACAGCAUGAAAGGAGAGCAGGAAGAUCCUCCAUCAACCUUAUGAGACAGUGAAGUUUUAAUGUCACAGACGUGGAGGUGAGCCAGUCAGCAGAUAAAGGAGGAGGGAGACUGUAUAGACUCAAAGGGAAGAAAAAAAUGAUUCAACUUUUAGUUUGAGACCUUCAGCCUUUACAGAGACCCAGAGCUCCCGUUCAUUAACGAGGAUUUCUUAUUUUCCUGCUUUAUACUCGUGUAAUUUUAUAAGGUUAUACGCCUGGUUGUAAAUUUCACUAUGAAAAUUAGAAUUUACAAUAUUUUGCUUUUUGGUGUUUGUGUGUAUUACCUUUAGGUCAAAAGGAGUCUUUUAUAUUGUAACCACCUGUUUUUGCACAUAUUCCUCCUCCCAAACCAUUUUAUCAAUGCUGUUGUUGCGUGUCAUCUCAUUUUUUUUUUUUAUGUUCUUUGCUUUGGGAGGUUGCAGCACACAGCUAAUACCAACAGACUCUCAUGACGUUUUCAAGUUUGGCUUGUUUUUUUGGUCCUCAGUGCUGCUCUGGUGAUUAGAUGUUGAACAUCUCACCACCGAGUGGAGGUGGUGCCCUUUGGUCCGAGAGACUGUUGCUUAAGUACAUCAUCAACAGAUCCAAAGUCGCAUAUUACACCUUUACGUUUCCGACACGAGGACAAAUCAGUGUCACUGGUGACAGAUUGGCAGAUUUUCUACUGUGCUAGCCAAAUCUUUAUAAUGUCAUGAAGUCCUUUUAAUGCUCAUAACUGACUAAUGAUACCAAAGCUUUAUGGACUCACUGAGGGCUGUGCGGCUGCCCGGGUUUAGGAUUUGUGUUGGGAAAUGUCUGGAGUGUGUGUGGAUUAUAAAUAAAAUACAGUAAAUCCUGUCUGAGUGUUGUAAGGGCAAUAAAAAGAGUAUGUUUUUG